Hansenula anomala is the source of this 1363-nucleotide messenger RNA. RefSeq names its product high-affinity Cu transporter CTR3 (gene CTR3). The transcript has a single exon. NCBI's taxonomy places the organism in Eukaryota, Fungi, Ascomycota, Saccharomycetes, Phaffomycetales, Wickerhamomycetaceae. Bases 471 to 1079 code for a protein of 202 amino acids. Gene Ontology annotation, molecular function: copper ion transmembrane transporter activity. The record is from RefSeq and is a predicted model, not a curated record. Gene Ontology annotation, cellular component: membrane. Gene Ontology annotation, biological process: copper ion transmembrane transport.
CAAACACCUGAAUAGUUAAAAGUAAUACAACCGAAAUAAUUCCAAGGUUAGUUGGGAAUUUGGAGAAUUAUUAUUGGGUGGAAAGCUUUUUUGGUAUAUCUGCUGAUUUUGUUGACUAUGUUAAAUGCGAAUGAAUUGAGUUUGGUGAAAUAUUUUAAGACAGGGUUUGGAACAAUGAAGCAUUUUGGAAAGGUAUAAAUUGGCUCCAGUUUCUCUUAUUCCUCUAUUUGGUUUGUUUUUAUGAAGAUCUUAAAAGAUAUCAUUUCCUUUAUAAAGCUUAAAGAUGACAUAUGUCAAUAACGAUGGUGCAAGUUACAAUAUUGAAGAGGCACUUAAUGUCGUGAACAAAAUGGACAUGGGAGGAAUGAGCGGUAGCUCUGCAUCUUCAAAACCAAGUUGCAAGAUAUCAGUAUGUAUUCAGUCAGUAAGUUGUUUUCAAACAAUGUGAUUAACAGGCCCCAUUUUGUUAGAUGCUGUGGAAUUGGUACACAAUUGAUUCGUGUUUCAUUGCAAGAUCAUGGCAUGUGAACACCAGAGGUCAAUUUGCAGGAUCUUGUAUUGGUGUUUUCCUCUUGGUCUUAUCUGCACAGUGGCUACACAGAGUUGCUCGUGAAUAUGAUGCAGCUAUUGCUAGAAGAAAAACUUUACAUUUACAGAAAUCAGAGCCAUCAGAUUCUUCAAUUGAUAAUGUUGAAAAAGAAGCCUCAAUCACGAGAAGUGAGGUUGGGUCAAAUGAUUCACAAGCCUUGAUGUUUUUCCCAGAAAACACUGCAUUUUCAAAUCUUCUUCAGCCAAUAUUAUAUACUUUAAGUCAUAAUUGGUUCUGGGAUUUCAGAAAAGGUUCUAGUUUCAGUGCAGCCUACCCAAGUUUUGUUGAACAUUUGAUCAGAAGUUUAAUUUUCACUAUCCAAUGGGGUCAAUCAUAUAUUAUCAUGUUGCUAUUCAUGUACUAUAAUGGUUACAUCAUUAUUUCAUGUAUUUUAGGUGCUCUAUUUGGAAGAAUAAUCUUCAACUAUGAACCUAUUACUUGCACCACUAGGUCCGAUAGUGAAAAUAAUGAUAAAAAGUGUUGUAUGUGAGUGUUCUUUCUUUCAAUAGUUUUAUGAAGAGACCACUUCUAUGAAUGUCUAUUCCAAUAGUUAGUUUUAAUAACCUAAUAUGAAUCUAAGCUGUCUUGUACACUCUAUUUAUUUCACGUGUAGUUCCCUUGCUCUAGACAACAAUUAGCUUCAACAGAAUCAAAAAGAGUAGACUACCAGGACCACAAUCUCGACACUUCUAUGGCGGUAGAACGUGAGUGACUGGAGAGUGUAGUAAUCAAAAUCAUUUAAUAAAACUGAGCUUUAGUUCUUUCUUUGAAUUG